CAGUAAGAUUAAAGUGAGCCCUGUCGCUCCUUUGUGCCCUGGAAUCCACUCGCCCGCCUCAUUAAAAUCCACUUUAAGAAUCUACAUUUUUUUUAAUUACAAAAAACAUUGCCCCCCCUUCCUUUACUCCCUAACGAGAUCUCCAUUAAACACCAGAGACGCUGCUGUAACUGUUGCCUCUAGCUGCCAGCGCUGCCUUCCCUAAAUUGCCUGCCUAUAUAAUUUAUGGACAGCCCUAUUAAACUUAAAAGCUUUUUCCCCCUUUCCAACUCCAUUGAAACUUGAUGAGAAGCCUCCCUUGCGCUUUAUCUGGAGAGUCACUUUCUGCUCUGUCCUUCUGGAUUCAUCUCCAGCAGAUUUAAUCAGCAUUAAGAUCAUGGUGAAUCCAGGUAGCAGCUCCCAGCCACCCCCUGUCACCGCAAGCACCCUCUCCUGGAAAAGAUGUGCAGGUUGCGGGGGCAAAAUUGCGGAUCGGUUUUUGUUAUAUGCCAUGGAUAGCUACUGGCACAGCAGAUGCUUAAAAUGUAGUUGCUGCCAGGCUCAGCUUGGGGAGAUCGGAACAUCUUGUUACACCAAGAGUGGAAUGAUCCUCUGCAGAAACGACUACAUCAGGUUAUUUGGAAACAGCGGAGCUUGCAGUGCUUGUGGGCAGUCAAUUCCAGCCAGCGAAUUGGUCAUGAGGGCACAGGGAAAUGUCUAUCACCUUAAAUGUUUCACAUGUUCUACCUGUCGGAAUCGCCUUGUCCCUGGGGACCGGUUUCACUAUAUCAAUGGCAGUUUAUUCUGUGAGCAUGAUAGACCUACAGCUCUCAUCAGUGGUCAUUUGAAUUCACUUCAGAGCAAUCCACUACUGCCAGACCAGAAGGUCUGUUAAAGUGUCCCAGUAAUACAGAAUGCGUGCCUUCAUCUCAAAUUCUGUUCAUCGCAGAUGGAUCCCAUGUGUCUGCAGUAGACAAGUCACCUUUGUAGCUAGCACUAGUGCCAGCCUCAUGCCAUUGCACCUUCUCUAUUCUCUGUUGCCCUCCACACACAUUUUUUUUUUGGUGUUUCAAUUUGACUGUUGAACAUUAAGGACGCCAUAAACCUGGGCUUAUGGGAGAGACUCUUGAAUAUAAUAAGAGAUUCACCAGAGGAUUUCUUUGGGAGGGGUAAAUGACUGAUGAAGCUAAUUACAAGAAGACUUUCUACCCUUUUCACCAAUAAUUGACCAGAGUUUGCACCCUCUGUUUUAUCUUGACAACAUUCUAAUUUGCUUUUUGUAUAUAUACGUGUUGUAAAAAAAAUCUGUUUCAAUCAAUUGAACAUACGAUAAAAUGAGAGCUGUAACUUUUGUGGUACUCUAUCACAAACACUUGUAUUGUAUCUCUGUAAAAUACAAUGUAUGCAUGUAUGUGGGAUUUUUUUAUUUUAUAUAUAUUUUUUUUUUUUGUCUUGUUGCUACUUCCCACAGCAAAAAAAAAAAAGAAGAAGGGAUUGGGCGGGGAGAGAAUCUGCUAUUGUGUAGAAAUUUUCACCUACUUGCUGAUUGAAGAAAUCUUUUAUUUGUGAUAUUUUCAGAGACAUUUGCUCUAGUAUGGUGUAUUUAAAUAAUAAAAGAAUAAAUGCUA
This is a messenger RNA of Xenopus laevis (African clawed frog), 1607 nucleotides long. It is a transcript of the gene lmo4.S, whose product is annotated as LIM domain only 4, gene 1 S homeolog. The record is from RefSeq and is a predicted model, not a curated record. Lineage: Eukaryota; Metazoa; Chordata; Amphibia; Anura; Pipidae. Gene Ontology annotation, molecular function: transcription coregulator activity. The transcript has 5 exons. The coding region runs from base 377 to 874 and encodes 165 amino acids. Gene Ontology annotation, biological process: regulation of developmental process; tissue development; positive regulation of transcription by RNA polymerase II.